Molecule: messenger RNA, 4247 nt
Organism: Bemisia tabaci
Lineage: Eukaryota; Metazoa; Arthropoda; Insecta; Hemiptera; Aleyrodidae
Gene: morgue
Product: modifier of rpr and grim, ubiquitously expressed
Molecular function (GO): protein binding
Source: RefSeq, a predicted model, not a curated record
GAAUAAUAAGGCUACGCCUAUAGAAGAGUCACUCUCGCAGAUUUCAUGACGAAGAAGAAGAACAGGGACCUGGAGCUCUUGAGCUGGAGCUGGCGGGUAUUGUUUACAUUCAGAAUGAAAAUGGUGGCAAUAGCCAACUGUAACACUCUAACUGUAGCUGAUCACAUCUGAUUUUAUCAGUCAUCUGGCCAGCAUGAGCACGACGAGGCUGUGGAAAUCGUUUCCGUUACAUUAAUUUUGAUACUCAAACUCUUUUACUCUGUGACGAUGACUUUUACACUUACAAAACAUUAGACUCUUCGUUGGCACCACUGACUACAUUUCGCAACCCUGCAAUUUGCUGGGCCCUACUAUUACAUUUGACAACCUUGCAAAGAGCUGGCGGGUUCAGAAAAGUAUAGGGCAACGGGACCUAACCAAACCUGGACACAGCAGGCGAGAGUCACAACGGCCACUUACGCGAGUGACUCUUCUAUAGGCGUUAGCUUUAUUAUUCUAUGAAAUGACGAAGUUUGUGUUGAAAAAAGAAGAACUACAUCGUCCUCAAAGAAUUACUCUUUUUCUAGCUACGUGUUGUUGUUUUCAAGAUUUUUUUGAACAUCUACUCAUUUCAUUUUGAUCAGUUUCGAUCUUUCAACCCUUUCUAUAACUUAAGAGUUAUCAUCACUUGAAAGCUCUUGGAAGGUUACUUAAACUCUAAAUCAUGUGGAAAUUAAUUCUUCAAUAACUUUAACCCCAGUUUCAUGGUGCCAAUUUUAAAAUCAUUAAGUGCAUUAGAAUCACAAAUGCUUCUUCAAGAUGAGCGUUAACCAUCAAGCAAGCGCUGCGGAUGAUCUGAAUGACUCUCCUGUCGUUGAAAAUGGGGGUGAGAAUGCUCUGAGCAGCAACAUAAACGGCUCUGUUUCCCAUAUUGCCACCAACUGCAAUCAUUUGCAUGAUCUUGAGGAGCAGAACGAACAUGAUCAAAAUAACACUGAGGACAAAACUGAAGAUUCCAACGAUCCUGAAAAAUUUGAUGAAGGUGAUCAUGUGCCAGAACCAGGGCCAUCACAGUAUAACGAAGAAUUUUCAUAUUCACAUACAUCAUGCUAUUACUGCAAUGGAUACUACGAACCCUCAUUUGAUGAACCGGUUUGUGGGACCUGUCACUUAUUCCUGUUUUCCGAUGAGGUGAGCCGUCCGCACACAACACUACCAAUUAACAGUGAAAAAACUGAUGAUGGGGACUCUGGUAACGAUGAGCCAACUGACGGGUAUUAUGAGAGGAGAUCGUCCAAUCAGUCUGGUUAUCCAGUACCGGAACAGCCUCCAAAUUUAGUCGAACGCCUGAAUCAACUUAGCACUCCCCGUCCGUCGGACAAUCUUUCCUCUCACCUCGUAGAAUGUUUACCAUCUGAAGUUUUGUUAGCUGUUUUCUCCUUUCUGGAUGACAUGUCUUUGUGGUCAGUUGGAUUUGUAUGCAAAAGGUGGCAUAAUUUGCUCCGAUCUCACGUGCCUCUAGAAUCUUGGAAAACUUAUGUCAAACGUCGGUUUCCCCUCUAUAAACCAAUUUGUAACAUCUAUGACUGGUUCCAAGUGUAUUCACAGUUUAUGCAAAGUUGUCCGUGCAAGACGUGUCUUCAACUUUCACUACAACCACAAAUGCGGGAUGAGGAAAAUACAUGGAGGAGUAACAGGUUACGGAAUGAACUUAAAACUUUGACUUCAGAACCGCCAGAAGGAAUAGAGGCCAUGCCAUUGGAUUCAAAUUACUGUCAUUGGCAAGCAACUAUCACUGGACCUGUUGGCAGUCCUUAUGAAGGAGGAAUAUUUUAUCUUUAUGUUCUAGUGCCAUAUGGUUAUCCAAUGAGUCCACCAAUCGUCAGAUUUCUAACGAAGAUAUUUCAUCCAAAUAUUUCAAGGCAUGGUGAUGUCGGUUUAGAUUCCAUCACUCACAAUUGGAGUUUAGCGUUGACCCUUAGCAAAGUUCUAAUAUCUGUCCAAUCCUUGUUGACUGAUCCAUUUUGUCAGGUUUGUAUGGAAUCUGACAUAGGUAAGUUGUACCUAAAUAAUCGAGAAGUAUUUGAGGACAUAGCCAGGACUUGGACCUGGAAAUAUGCGAUGCAUGAUAUCCUUCCUCCAUUGUGAUCAUCAAGGACAACUUAGCGUGCCAUUGUUGUUUACCACAUGCUUAUCUUAUAGCAAUAAAGAGUUGUUAUCUUUGGCUAAUUUACAAAGACAAUUAUCUGUAUAGAGGAACUUAUGGCACACAUGUUCUUUCUAAAAUAAGCCAAUAAUAGUAUGUUGUUACUAAUUGCAAAAUGUAGUCCAACUUCAAUUGCUGUAUUUGUCCCUUGGAUGCAUUCAUACAAAAUAUUUAUCGAUGGCUAAGGAACAUUACCACCUAUCUGCAAAUUUGAAACUUGCCCUUGAAAGAUUGUGCAAGACGAAGAAAAAACUUCAUCAUUCUUGUAAUUUUAAGGUUAGAUUUGCAAUUUUUACUUUCUCGCUACCCUAGGGUAGAGAAAGUAUUUUUUAACAUUAUAGCGCCCAUAUUCGGAAUUGAAAAAACCAAAGACACUAAUUUGCAUAUUUUAUACCCCAGAAAGCGGCACCGUCGCUAAGUCAUUUUCGCCAUUAUUGUCAGUCAGGCGGUAUAGUUCCUUAGCCUUCAAUGUGUCUAUCAAUAUUUGGAACUUUAAGAUUGAACCUAUCUAUUUAAAGUGUGGAUUCAAUUUUAGGGUUGGAGGUAAGAGUAUGAAUCAGGCAAAAUUGAAUGUUCAAGUGCUCUACUGAUCUGAGGAAAUACCCCAUUUGAACAUUUGAAUGUUGCGCAACUCUUUCUAUAAACGAUUUAUUUUUGACUGUAGCAGUAGAUAUUUUUCCGAGAAAUAUUGAAAAGCACUAGAUCAAAUUGGAAAUAAAAUUAUUUAAAAAAUUCGAAUGAAGAAACUUAGAAAUGGCUACGCACAGAAUGCCAAAAAAUUUGGCGAUGACGAAAUCUCGAUAUUAUUUGUUAUAGUGUUCCUUAUGACCGCCUGAGGACAAUGAGCUCUUAGAAUCAAACUUUUUGCGUGUCAAUCUCCAGAGAAGCAGGGAUGGAAAAUGAAUUUUUAAGCCUUUUAAAACUCAUUAUCCAGUAGAAAUGUAAUAUCUAAUUAGUGAUUGUGGAGAGCUUUUGUUUCCUUACUUCCUCCAAAUGAUAAAAGCUUGUGGCAAAGCAUCCAAACGCACAUGACAAAAGUCCCACAUCUCCACUAGAGAACUCAAGUUAGUAGGAUGAAAAAUGCUCUUUUCGACGCUGACUUUCUGGACAUUGACACACGGAAAGUUCAAUUUCUAAAACUCAUCAUGAGAUAAAAUUAAAAAUGAAAUAAAGUAUAAAUGGCCCGUCAUUCCUAAAUACAUUAAAGCAAGUCGUAACAAAGUAGAAUUACUGGAAAGUAAUUUCAGGCUAAGUUUAGCAAUUUAAGUUGGUAAACGUUCACUUUUGAGGUCAUGUCAAUCAUUGGAAUUUAUUAAAUUGAUAAAGAUUUAGUUUAAAAAAUAACAUUAACUUGUCAAGUAAAAAUUAGUAUAUAUUUAUUUAGUUUUUAAGAAAAAUAACAUCAUUAAAGUGUAUCAAUUACACUGGUAGAAUGACUCUGAAAAUAUCUGUAUCUUAAAAGGAACUUACCAGGAGGUUGUAAGGAACAUAAUUUUAAGUAACAUUAAAAUUUAGUGGGCGCCUCUCCAGGUAUUCUGUGCAUAGUCCUUUCUCGGAAAGUCUUUUUUUAAUUAUUUUGGAGUUCUUUUAUAAAUCUUUUAUCUCAUAAGGAUGCAUUCAUUCAUUUUGUUUGCAGUGAUAGUUUUAUAGAAGGAUUCGUAUGCUUGAAUCCCACUACAAAACCUUGCGAAUGAUUUCUUCCGUGUCACGAAAAAGAGCCGUAAGUGUAUUCUGGGGUACGUCUUGAAACCUGUAAGAACAUGAGCCAACUUUAGCUCAUACAGAAUGCACUUACGGAUCGCUUCUGUAAGACAGCAGAUUUGUUAAUUAUCUGUCAUCCUCUUUUUGACAAGGUCUGUUCAAGUGCACAAAAUAUAGUUUGUUACUGUAAGAGAAAAUAUUUUUUGCAUUUAACUGAAAGUUUUUUGUUGAAUUAUUGUUAUUGACGGACAGUUCGUAGCACUAGAUUUUUGUUUUUUAUUCUUAUUUUGAAAUCGCUUUUUUCCUUCUUUUUUUCAUAAUAAAACAUACACAGCUCUCUGACUGUUUGUAUAAAUCAAAA